This is a messenger RNA of Klebsormidium nitens, 1258 nucleotides long. The record is from the annotation of a GenBank genome assembly. NCBI's taxonomy places the organism in Eukaryota, Viridiplantae, Streptophyta, Klebsormidiophyceae, Klebsormidiales, Klebsormidiaceae.
GUGCUCGCUGCCACCCUUCGAACAGCGCCGGCAAGGACAAGUUUGGGUGUGCUAGGUGCCCACAGCGGUGGGGCAAUGUCGGUGGCAGCGGAUUGGGCUUGGUAUCCUUUCGGCCAGUCAAAGACGAUCUUCCUCAUUCGCCAUGCCCAAGGGCACCACAAUGUUGCUGGCGAGAAGGACAUUGCUGCCUACAAGUCGUGGGAUUGGGCGGAUGCGUCGUUGACCCCCCUUGGUUUUUCACAAACACGCUCCCUGCGGCGCCACCUGGCCCAGCUCUCGCCCGCUCCCCGCCUAGACCUCGUGGUCGUAUCCCCGCUGACCCGCACGCUCCAGACGGCGUGUGCCGUCUUUGGGACCCCGGCCGAUGAGAAGCCCCCUAGCGCGGGCGACCAGCAGGCUGCACCGGUGCUCAUGCUGCCAUCGGACGAGGCGCCAGGCUUCACAAGCAGCGGCGCCCCCCCAUUUGUGGCCACGGAGCUCUGCCGGGAGCACUACGGGCUGCACCCCUGCGAUGCCCGCCAGAGCCUCUCGCACUACGCCAAGACCUUCCCCGCCGUCGACUUCUCCCAGGUGGAGUCGGAAGAGGAUGUGCUGUGGAAGCCCGACAUCCGCGAAAGCGAUGACGAUCUGCUGGAACGAAGCCAUCACUUUGUGAAGUGGCUGUUGCAGCGACCGGAGGAGCGCAUUGCCGUGGUGACCCACAGCGGCUUCCUGCACGCCCUCCUCAGCCACGCCGGCCACGACUGCCCGCCCCCGGUCCAGGACUAUCUCCGCACCGGGUUUCGGAAUUGCGAGCUGCGGGUUCUCACACUUGCAAACAAGCGGAAUGGAUCGGUUGCGCCCACAAGCAUCGGGUUGAACUUCCCGGGGGGCCAUCCGUCUGGACCCAGCGCUGGCUCCGACCUGCUUGACGACGUGGAAGGAACCGUGAAGGAGCAGGAGGCAAGCGAUGAUGCAAAUAAGAGUUGACGGGCGUUGAUUAUCUCACAGACAUUCUUAUGCACGCAUAGUUGUUAAGCUGUUACUGCUCAAAAAGGUUAUCCAGAUUCUGACGUCAUUUUCCUGUUGAAUCGUUUUACGCUUCACCCGAAUUUCUCGCUGACAGCGACAUCAAGCAUGUUGCAAUAGUGGAAUAGUUGUAGCUUGUUUCAACGAACGCUCUCAGUGGGACAAGCCUGGGCACUGAGUUGGGGACGAUGUAUCGAUGCGUCCCGUCCUUGUCCAUUAUUUUCCCUUUUCCAUGUUGGGUAUGUUUUUG